Messenger RNA from Sphenostylis stenocarpa, 1245 nucleotides. Lineage: Eukaryota; Viridiplantae; Streptophyta; Magnoliopsida; Fabales; Fabaceae. The record is from the annotation of a GenBank genome assembly.
AUGAUGCUCAGACUUCGAAGCCGCGACGGCGUGGAGCGAGUCAUCGUCGAAAACCCGCACACCACCACAGUGUCCGAGCUCAAACGGAUCAUCGAAGCCCAAUUGAGAAUUCCGGUUCACAACCAAACCCUCUCGACCAACCAGAACCUUCUAUUAGCGAAAUCGCUUGAAGAUCUCCAUCGAUUCACGGAUAUGUCCAACCCCGAUGCCACUCUGGCUUCUCUGAACCUCGUUCACGGCUCCAUCGUCUUUUUGACCUACGAAGGUGAGCGACACGUACCCGGCCCCGCCUUCAACCCCGCGGGCUCUUUUGGCCGCAAGAUGACCAUGGACGACCUCAUCGCCAAGCAGAUGCGCGUCACGCGCCAGGAGAAUCCGCACUGCGAGCUCGUCUCCUUCGACCGCGACUGCGCCAACGCGUUCCAGCACUAUGUGAACGACACGCUCGCGUUCGCUGUCAAGCGCGGCGGCUUCAUGUACGGCACCGUUUCCGAGGAGGGGAAGGUCGAGGUGGACUUCAUCUACGAACCGCCGCAGCAGGGUUCGGAGGAGAAUCUCGUCUUUUUCAGGGACCCCGAAGAGGAGAAACUCGUGGAGGCUAUUGCGGCGGGGUUGGGGAUGAGGAGGGUUGGGUUCAUUUUCACGCAGACGAUAAGCCAGGACAAGAAGGAUUAUACUUUGUCGAAUAGGGAGGUGCUUCAAGCUGCGGAGUACCAUGCUGAGAGUGGGUUGAAGGAAUGGGUUACUGCGGUUGUUAAGCUUGAGGUGAAUGAGGAUAUGAGUGCGGAUGUGCAUUUUGAAGCGUUUCAGAUUAGUGAUGUGUGCGUGAGGUUGUUCAAGGAAGGUUGGUUUCAGACUGAGAUAAAGGAGGACGAUGAUCCCAAGUUAUCGAAGAUGAAGAAGGAUGUGGUUGUUGGGGUUAAGGAUACUAAAGAGGUUGAUAAUGAUUUCUUCUUGGUCGUCGUCAAAAUCUCUGAUCAUCAGGGUCCUCUUUCAUCAUCAUUUCCCAUUGAGAACCGGAACAGGGACACUCAAAUGACUAUGAAGGCUUUGAAGAAUCAUCUGGACAGGACAAAAAAUCUUCCAUUUGUGAAGCGAAUUUCUGAUUUUCAUCUUCUUCUUGUAUUGGCAAGGGUUUUAGACCUGAAUGCUGAUGUUCCUGCAUUGACGGAAUGUGUGCAGACACAGACUUCUAUACCAGAAGGUUACCAGAUCCUUAUUGAGUCUAUGGCAAACACAGCUUGA